Messenger RNA from Acanthosepion pharaonis, 1065 nucleotides. The record is from the annotation of a GenBank genome assembly. Lineage: Eukaryota; Metazoa; Mollusca; Cephalopoda; Sepiida; Sepiidae.
AUGGCUGCAGCAGUUGGGUUUCUUUUGAGGCUUUAUGGUGUCUACAACCUAACUUCAUGCUUCACUUACGGAGAGGAGAAAGCUGUGCUUACCAAAAAUGAACACUAUAAUGGCUACACAGUAAAUUCUGAAAAUGAUUUUGUUCUGGAUACAAGUGGCAAGUUUGUUCAAUAUGAUACACUUCAAAGUGAUCCUAAGUACAUCAAUAUGGCUAGUCAUUCUCCUCCACGAGAAGAACCAAGUCCAACAGGUAGCCCAAAUUCUUUACCGUCAACUUCAAUGGAUCUUGAACAGAAGAUACUACAAUUCCAAGUCUUCUCUGUUGACAAAUAUGCUCGUCACAAAGUUAUUGGUGAAAACGAGAUCAGAAUUGGAGAUAUUGAUUUACGACUUCCAAUCAAGAUGUGGUUGAAUCUACGAGAUUUAGAUGAGAGACAUGCAGAAUAUGGUGAUAUUAUGUUCUCCUUAAGUUACCUUCCAACAGCUGAACGUCUUACAAUUGUCGUAGUGAAAGCACGAAACUUAAAGUGGGCUGAUAACAAGGAUUCAGGAGAUCCAUUUGUAAAGGUCUACUUGCUACAGAAUGGCAAGAAAGUGAACAAAAAACGCACCACAGUGAAACGAAGGGAAAGGAACCCAAUUUUCAAUGAAGCAAUGAUAUUCUCUGUUCCAGCAUCUGCCCUCUCAACUGUCCAACUUCGUAUCACAGUUGCUGAACUAAUGGAUAACAAUCGUACACCCUCACUUGGGCAUGUGAUUGUAGGCAAUAACACAUCAGUUCUCUCUCUUACUCAUUGUCCUUUCUUUUCUCUCUCACGUUUCCUCUUUUCUUUCUCUCUUUUUCUUUACACAAAUUCAAUUUCACACACGGCUGCAACAGAGAUAUAUACUUUCUUCCUCCUCUCUGGUCUUCUCUUUUCUUUCUUCUUCUUUACACAGUUCAGCUUCAAACAUGGUCCGGCUGCAACAGAGAUAUAUACUUUCUCCUUCUCUCUGGUUUUCUCUUUUCUUUCUUCAAACACAGGCUGUAUUCUCAGUGUACAAAUUUCCUUGCGUCUUCUGUGA